AUGUGGCAUUGCUCUUUCUCUUCCCUGUCACUUUGCUGCUUACUCUUACUAUCAACAAUAAUUCCUACACAUUGUUACCUGAUUUCCCCAUCAUUGUUAGACUUAAUCAACUCAACCUGCAAAGAAUGCUCCGAUAAGUCGGCAGACAUAAACUACGACUUCUGUGUUACUUCACUCCAACCAAUUCCUGUAACUCAUGUUACCAACUUACAAGGAGUAGGAAUUGUAGCAAUGGAGCUGGCUCUAGCAAAUGCCACCAACACGAUAUCGACCAUAGAGCACAUGCUCAGUAGCAAAGAGUUUGAUCCUUUUGCUAUUGACUGCUUAAAAGAUUGCUUGGAACUUUAUGCAGAUGCUAUUGCCAUGCUGGUGGAUGCUUUUACCGCGUUCUUGUCUGAGCAUUUUGAUAUAGCUACUGUACUAAUGAGGACAGUUAUGGAUGCGGCAUCAACAUGUGGUGAAGGGUUCACUGAGAAGAAAGGAGAGUUGAUACUACUAGCAAAGGAGAAUUACAAUCUCUUCCAAUUGAGUGACAUCUCGUCAUGCAUCAUCAAACAAGUUUCAUUUGUCCCUUCUCAACCUCCUAAUGUAUCUUCUUAAGAUGUAGCAGUCAAUUGUAUACUGCAUGAAACAUCAAAAAGUGGCUAAGUUGUUGUAGAAAUACUGAUCAGCAAGUCUUGUUA
Messenger RNA from Capsicum annuum, 683 nucleotides. Its product is annotated as putative invertase inhibitor. Lineage: Eukaryota; Viridiplantae; Streptophyta; Magnoliopsida; Solanales; Solanaceae. Bases 1 to 600 code for a protein of 199 amino acids. The transcript has a single exon. Gene Ontology annotation, molecular function: enzyme inhibitor activity. The record is from RefSeq and is a predicted model, not a curated record.